Aspergillus wentii DTO 134E9 is the source of this 1530-nucleotide messenger RNA. RefSeq names its product sugar porter family MFS transporter. Gene Ontology annotation, biological process: carbohydrate transport; transmembrane transport. NCBI's taxonomy places the organism in Eukaryota, Fungi, Ascomycota, Eurotiomycetes, Eurotiales, Aspergillaceae. The transcript has 2 exons. The record is from RefSeq and is a predicted model, not a curated record. The coding region runs from base 1 to 1530 and encodes 509 amino acids. Gene Ontology annotation, molecular function: carbohydrate:proton symporter activity. Gene Ontology annotation, cellular component: membrane.
AUGGUGGCUUCUCGUGGCGUCUUCCGCAUCUAUUGGCUGGCUGCGGUUCUCUGUUGCGGCGGUGCUUUGUUCGGCUACGACUCCGGCGUCAUUGGAGGUGUCCUCACUUUUGAAUCUUUCCAGCAUGACUUUCGCUACGAUGCCGCCCAGCAAACCCGCGUCAGCUCCAUCGCUGUCGGAAUUCAACAGGCUGGUGCCCUAGUUGGUUGUUUCGCCGUCUGGCCCGUGACCAACCACUAUGGUCGUCGCUUCGCCAUGAUGGCCUGCUCGCUGGUCUUCUGCGUCGGCGUCAUCUUCGAAGUCAUCAACGCUCACUCCCUACCCCUCUUCUACUUUGGUCGGGUGAUCUGCGGACUGGGAAUCGGCGGGUCUGCCACCGUUAUCCCCAUCUACAUGUCUGAGAUGAGUCCCAAGGAGAUUCGUGCCCGGCUGGGGAGCUGCUACCAGUUCACUUACACCAUCGGUAUCCUCAUCUCCUACUGGAUCGACUAUGGCGUCAAGUAUAUGAUCCCCUCAGCCUCCCAGUGGCAGAUCCCCAUCGCCCUCCAACUAAUCCCCGGUGCCCUCAUGGGACUGGGCAUGUUCACCCUGGAAGAGAGUGUACGCUGGCAGCUAUUCAAAGGCGACACCCACCGUGCCUGGACCAGUCUAGUCUGGGUGCGCGGAUCCGACUCGGCCACCGUCGAAGCCGAAUUCGCAGAAAUGAAACACGGCGUCGAAGAGCAAAAGCACGCCACGGCAGGAUUCAGCCCACGCGAACUCCUCGAACGACCCAACGCCCACCGCUUACUCCUCGGCGCCGGUCUCUUUCUCGCCCAACAGUCCACAGGAGCCACCGCCCUCGCCUACUUCGGACCCCAGUUCUUCGCCCUCCUAGUCGGCCCCGGCGACAAGAACCUCCUCCUAACCGGCGUCUUCGGCGGAAUCAAAGUAGCAGCCUGCUUCCUCUUCAUCGUCUGCAUCGCGGAACGCUUCGGCCGCCGCCCUCUCCUCAUCGCCGGCGCAGUCGCCCAGUCCGCCUGCAUGCUAGCCGUCGCAGGCGUCCUGAAAUCCUACCCACCCCCCGGCGACGGAACCGUCACAGCCGCAGGCAUCGGCAUGGUCGUCCUCAUCUACCUCGACAUCGUCGCGUACAAUUUCUCCUGGGGACCCCUCCCCUGGCCAUGCACGGCGGAGAUCUUCCCGACGCGCAUCCGCGAACCAGGCGUGGCAUUCGGCGUCGGCUCCCAGUGGCUAUUCAACUUCGUCUGGUCCUUCAGCACCCCCUACAUCAUGGCCGGGAUCGGAUGGGCAACGUUUCUACUCUUCGGCGUGCUGGACAUGCUCAUCGCCUGUUUUGUGUUUUGUUGCCUCAAAGAAACAGCCGGUAAGACUCUCGAGGAGAUCACGGCUAUGUUUGAGCCGGUCUCGUCGGAUGUCGAGGGUGAUGGCUGGAAAUUAUCCCGGGAGGAGUCGCGGGAGUCACAGGCUGGGGAGAGUCCGCGCCCGAAAAGUCCUGUCGCGGGCUAUGUCGAGGCGAGUCGUAGUUGA